AAUUGUUAUCUGAUUGCCAGCCCUUUCCAGCUUAUCUCAAUAGAAAUAUCAAACAUCAGUAUCAUACGCUUCUCUCUCUCUUCCACAAACUCCACGGGGUGCGACAUUGGGCUUUCACGUAACGCAACUGUUGUUGUCUUGUUGAUGUCUACAUGUAGCAAGCAGAUUUUGAGCAAAUAGCAGAGCAAGUAUACUCAAGAGUCCUGACAAAAACAGGGAAGCGAGUUCACAGAGACAUGUCUGCAAGUAGCAGUAAGGAUAGUAGAUGGUCUCUUCAAGGAAUGACUGCUCUCGUUACUGGCGGUAGCCGCGGAAUUGGGUAUGCAAUAGUGGAGGAACUGGUAGGAAUGGGGGCAACCGUGCACACAUGCUCUUCUAAUGAAUCCCGGCUCAAUGAAUGCCUCCGCGAAUGGGAAACAAAGGGAUUUGCAGUGACUGGUUCAGUCUGUGAUGUAAACUCUCGAGCCCAAAGAGAAGAUAUAAUGGCCUAUGUUUCAACUCUGUUCAAUGGCAAACUUAACAUCCUUAUAAACAACGUGGGGACAGGAAUAUGGAAACCUGCUACAGAAGUCACAGCUGAUGAAUUAUCGUUUACCAUGAACACCAACCUUGAAUCUGGUUUUCAUUUGUCCCAACUUGCCUAUCCUCUUUUGAGAAAUUCAGGAAAUGGGAGCAUUGUUUUUAACUCUUCGGUUGCUGGGGUUGUCUCGUUAAGCCUUUCAGCUCCAUAUGGACUAACCAAAGGAGCGUUGAAUCAACUUGCAAAGAAUUUGGCGUGCGAGUGGGCGAAAGACAGUAUCAGAAUCAAUGCUGCGGCUCCCUGGGUCAUCAUUACAGAUCUUACUAAAGCUUAUUUGGAAGAUGAAAAAUAUAAGGAGGCUGUAAUAUCUCGAACUCCCAUGGGACGCACAGGAGAGCCAAAGGAGGUGUCUUCAUUGGUGGCAUUCUUAUGUAUGCCAGCAGCUUCAUACAUAACUGGACAGACUAUUUGCGUUGAUGGAGGGAUGACUGUGAAUGGCUUCUCAUUUCCAUAAAUAUAUGCUGAAUCUGAAUCUAUGCUUCAAAUAAACUCGCCGGUUUAUGUGCUGUAAUAAUAAGAAGCAUGGAGAUGUUUGGACCUUUGAAUCAUGAAGAAAUGACUGAAACUUCAUAUUCUUUCUGAACUAUAAGCAAGGACUUUUCAGAUCAAUUAAAAUAAUUGUUGUUGGGAUAAAUUUAUCCUUGA
Messenger RNA from Tripterygium wilfordii, 1225 nucleotides. RefSeq names its product tropinone reductase homolog At2g29330-like. Lineage: Eukaryota; Viridiplantae; Streptophyta; Magnoliopsida; Celastrales; Celastraceae. The transcript is spliced from 5 exons. The coding region runs from base 237 to 1034 and encodes 265 amino acids. The record is from RefSeq and is a predicted model, not a curated record. Gene Ontology annotation, molecular function: oxidoreductase activity.